AUUCUAGCCCUUAGAUUUUCAUCUACUACAUAAUAUUCAAACCUGCGGAAAUUAACGAAAUAAUCAGCGUUUCACUUUAUUCGAAGGAAAAUCAUUGAUUUGCAUAUUCAACCAUGGCGCAGCAAACCGAACGAGUCAAACUUCUCCGCGCAUUAAUCCAGGGUCAGAUACCAAAACCCGAAUACGUUGCGGCAGGUCGAGCAGCAGCUCAAGCAAUUUUACUAAGCUUGCAACAACGAAAAGAGUUAUCCGUGGCGGAGUUCCGCUUUGCGGGCAGCAUUGCGAAGGGGACGUCCCUUAACGGCUCUGAUUUUGACUUGGUCGUCUUUCUCAACGAUGAAAAGCCACCUUUCUCUCCAGCCGUGAUUGACGCAUUUCACAAGGCCGUCCAACAAGCCAGGGUGCCCGGUGGGGUGAUCCACUUCCGGGGAAAGAACAACAUGCUGGUGAAGGCGUCCGCACAUAUUGGGUCCUUUGAUUUAGAAUUGGACGUUAACAUCGCUCCAGUUCUGGUUUCCGGCGUCAACAGCGGACAAACCCAAGUGACCCGGGUAGCCGUGGGGAUGCAGGAAAGGGGGAUUGUCUCAGUGCGUGAGAUCAGCCCGGUUUUUACUGAGGCUACGAUUCAAUUCUUUCGAGAUGUGACGCCACAGAUGCUGGAUGCAAUUCGCGUCGCCAAGUAUUGGAACAGCAAGGUAAAUCUGUACGACGCUAAAAUCCAUGGGGGCUCCUUCAUCAUUGAGCUGGUGACACUUGAGGCGAAUCGUAUCUCCGAGGGGACGGAUUUGGAAGACAGAUUUGUCAAGUUUUUGCAAGCAAUGGAAAAUUUGGCGCAGCAGAAAAUAAUUUUGACAAAGGAGUACAAUGAACAAGAUAUUCCAGCACGUGUCCUGUCCUAGCGUCCACUUAUCAUGGAUCCGGCCAAUCCUUGGGAUAAUUUGGGGGAACAGUUUCAAUACGGACAACCUGCCUACAAUGCUUUGCAUUAUUACGGACAAGCUGCAAAUUCGACUCUGCAGAAAAUUGUGAAAGGACGGAACGGUUGGGAUUCUAAUUAUCAAAAUCCUGUGAAUUGGUUUUAAAAUGUGAUUUUGUUAACCCUUUUUGAGGAUUAAGUAAAUAAAUAAAUAUGGUCUGUGCUCUUGAUUAA
This is a messenger RNA of Folsomia candida, 1150 nucleotides long. RefSeq lists its product as uncharacterized. The record is from RefSeq and is a predicted model, not a curated record. The transcript has 3 exons. Gene Ontology annotation, cellular component: nucleoplasm; membrane; cytosol. Gene Ontology annotation, molecular function: 2'-5'-oligoadenylate synthetase activity; double-stranded RNA binding. Gene Ontology annotation, biological process: regulation of ribonuclease activity. NCBI's taxonomy places the organism in Eukaryota, Metazoa, Arthropoda, Collembola, Entomobryomorpha, Isotomidae. Bases 114 to 899 code for a protein of 261 amino acids.